Molecule: messenger RNA, 477 nt
Organism: Lucilia cuprina (Australian sheep blowfly)
Lineage: Eukaryota; Metazoa; Arthropoda; Insecta; Diptera; Calliphoridae
Product: pupal cuticle protein G1A-like
Exons: 2
Coding region: 64-396 (110 amino acids)
Source: RefSeq, a predicted model, not a curated record
AAAGAGUAUCAGUUCUAAAUUGUUUGUACAACAAAUCAAAAAUACAAAAAACCAAUCUACAAAAUGAAAUUCCUUAUCUGUUUGGCUCUUUUCAUCGCUGCUGCCCAAGCUGGUGUUUUGGCUCCUGUAACUACUUAUAGUGCUGUAGCUCCUGCUUACACUACUUAUGCUGCUGCCGCUCCUGCCUAUAGAACUUAUGCUGCUGCUGCUCCCGCCUACACUGCCUACGCUGCUGCUCCUGCCUACACUGCCUAUGCUGCUGCUCCUGCUUAUAAGACUUCAGCUUACACUACCUACUCUGCCGCUGUUCCCACCUAUACCUCUUCUGUUUAUAGUGCUGCUCCUUUAGCUUAUACAGCUCCAGUUGCCACUUACUCUACUUUGUUGAAAAAGUAAUUAAGUUGAAGGAAGAUUUAUUGAACUAACAGGCUUUGUUAUAAUGAUUUUUAAAUGAAUAAAUAAUUUAUUUUAAAAUAA